Molecule: messenger RNA, 1146 nt
Organism: Microthlaspi erraticum
Lineage: Eukaryota; Viridiplantae; Streptophyta; Magnoliopsida; Brassicales; Brassicaceae
Source: the annotation of a GenBank genome assembly
AUGAUGCAGCAAGCGGUGAAGUUUUAUGUUGACAUGAGAAGGCUUGGUCUUGUGCCUAAUGAGCAUACGUAUACUUCGCUUAUUGAUGCUAAUUGUAAGAUUGGUAAUCUCUCGGAUGCGUUUAGUUUGGGUGGUGAGAUGUUGGAGGCUGGUGUGGAGUGGAAUGUGGUUACUUACACUGCACUGAUCGAUGGACUUUGUGAUGCAGAGAGAGUUAAAGAAGCUGAAGAGCUUUUUAGCAGAAUGGAUGUUGCUGGUGUGGUUCCGAAUCUUGCGAGUUAUAGCGCUCUGAUUCAUGGAUUUGUAAAGGAGAAAAACAUGGACAGAGCGUUUAAGCUUCUAGACGAACUGAAGGGAAGAGGUAUGAAACCGGAUUUGCUGCUCUAUGGAACUUUGAUUUGGGGUUUGUGCGGUGUAGAGAAGGUCGAGGCCACUAAGGUAGUGAUGGAUGAGAUGCAAGAAUUUGGAAUUAGAGCGAAUACGGUGAUCUACACGACGUUAAUGGAUGCUUACUUUAAGUCUGGAAACGCCGCCGAGGGAUUGCGUUUGCUGGAUGAAAUGGUGGAGCAUGAUAUUGAAGUCACAGUUGUUACCUUCUGCGUUUUGAUUGAUGGUUUGUGCAAGAACAAGUUAGUAUCUAAAGCGUUUGGUUAUUUUGGGAGGAUGAGUAGUGGUUUUGGUCUCCAAGCUAACGCAGCGAUAUACACAGCGAUGAUUGAUGGUCUCUGUAAAGAGAAUCAAGUUGAGGCCGGGACAAGUCUUUUUGAAGAGAUGGCUCAAAAGGGUUUAGUUCCAGAUAGAACAGCGUACACUUCGUUGAUGGAUGGGAACUUGAAGCAAGGGAAUGUUUUAGAGGCUUUGGCUUUACGAGACGAAAUGGCUGAGAUUGGUAUGGAGCUUGAUUUGUUUGCUUAUACUUCGUUAGUGUGGGGACUCUCGCAGUGCAAUCAGUUGAAGAGAGCGAGAUCUUUCCUCGAGGAAAUGAUCGGGGAAGGGAUUCUGCCUGAUGAGGUUUUGUGUAUUGGUGUUUUGAAGAAACAUUAUGAGCUUGGAUGUAUAGACGAAGCUGUGGAGUUGCAGAGUUAUUUGAUGAAGCAUCAACUCUUGACCAGUGACAUCAAUAACAACGCACUUCCAAACAUGUGA